Messenger RNA from Colletotrichum lupini, 3081 nucleotides. RefSeq lists its product as uncharacterized. The record is from RefSeq and is a predicted model, not a curated record. Bases 1 to 3081 code for a protein of 1026 amino acids. Lineage: Eukaryota; Fungi; Ascomycota; Sordariomycetes; Glomerellales; Glomerellaceae. The transcript is spliced from 15 exons.
AUGUUCUUCCGCAUACACAUGCAACAAGUGAUUCCGCUUCGCCGAUUGCCUCGAGCGGACAAGUCGUCCAAAUUCAGACAAGGCACUUUGGAAGCUCGCAUCAAUGAUGGGCCGAGAAGCGACACUAUAUCCCAAUCAACAGCUUUGCCACCUACCAAGGCACUGAGAAGGAGGAGAGCCAAGCUCGCGGCCUCGAAGUAUGCUGUCCACGAUGUAACCGCAACGCUUAGGCAGGAUGCAGCGCGCACUACUCCGUACCGAAGUAGGGACUCGAUGUCUACAGAAGCGCGGGCCAGAGGCGUUCUCUUCGAUGCUGGAUACCACCUCCGGGAAUUCCCCCUGACCGAUGUUCAAAAAGAGUCCAAAGUUGCCUUGAUCGUCGAAUCAACGCGAAGAGCCUCGUCGCAUACGUGGUCCAAGAGCACCAUGUCUUGGUGGUUGCCGCAUCACUCCGAGUCUAUCAAGGCCAUCCCUGGACAUGACGCCCAGAUGGACCAUCUCCUCGCCGGCAUGCAACGCUGGGCCACGACUACUUAUGCAGUAUUGAUGCAUCACCGAGAGCAAGUUUGGAAUCAACGGCUUGAAGUCGAGCCUGCAUUGCGUCGCAUCCCGAGCAUUAGGUGUGCAGUAUCACCACGGUCGCAAAGGGUAGUUGCCGUGAUGCCAGGCUGGGAUGCGUUUGUGGCACCGCAUAUCGCCAAGAACGGACGAAGACUGUUGGCCGAACACUUGUCUUUCGGUUGCAAAUGUCGUGGAGUAUUCUCCUCUCACCGGCACGCCCUUCUAAUCAUGGAACGAAUCCCAGCCUACAGCACCGGCUUCGAACUGAAUAUUCCGAAUACGAGUGACCAGGCUGUCGAAAUCGUGGUGCGGGAAGACCUGGUCGGAUUUUUGAGAGAAUUAGGGAUGCAUCUCCAUGAGGAUCUGAAACGCCCACCAGGACUGUACGGUUACAUUUGUGAUCUUUACCACCGAGGCUCAGCAGCUAGCGCUGAAAUCACUGCAUACUUUGUACAGGUUGCAGCCUUUACCAAUACACUGGAUUCUGAUCUCGACGCACGAAAUCGAAGUUGGGCCCAAUUGAGCAGUCACUCCGGCUUUGGACGCUGGAGGAACGGAGUCGUCUCCAGAAUCCCGCUGCCGAUCACGAUCGUCAAGGAGCAAGUCGACUGGUGCAGAAAGAUGUGCGAUGCAGCUUCUUCAGCAGGUGAUCAAGGAACGAACAUGAUAGCGGCAUCAAAUAAGGUGUUCAUCUCCUGGAUAUCUUACCUGCAGGCAGUAGCGACACAUGGCGCAUUUGAAAUACCUCGAGGGUUGACGCGUCGGCAGCUUACACAGACCGAGGCGAAGCAAGAUCGGGGAUCGGCCGCGAUGGAGUCAAUAUCCACUCAACGUAUCCAUAAGCCGACGGAUCGCCGUGGGGCCCUGAACAAUAGUCCGCAUGCUGAAGCUCUUUUCCCUCAGCUUUUCCCUGCCUUUUCGCAACCACAGGUCGAGCAUGAAUCCUGCAAAAUCGGCUUCGUGUCCACCAAGGAACCCCAUGACUCCAGACGAGCGCAUGGGUCAGUUGUUCGCUGCUGCGGCACCGCGCUGAAAGCCAGGCUGACGAGAGCUUUCACGCGCGGGCGAGAUUACCAUAUUCUGCUGUCUCCCAGCGAGAACGAGGGAGGAUGCAAAGAAACUUCCGCGCUCGGGCAGAAUAUGCUGAAGAAUAAGGGCAACAAGUUUCUCUUCAACGAGAUGAUCAGAUGGCUGCGAAAUUGGCUUCUUGAUGCUAAACUCACCUUCCCAGCCCCCGUCAUCCUCGGCGGAGAGGAAAGGGAUUCCAAGGAAGCAUUUGUCGAAGCAUCCAAGGCAACACCAGGAAGAUGUGGCCAGCAGGCUGCGGCACAGGUCCGAUUCGGGCCUAGGACAGGACGGCUUCCAGGAUGGUGGAGAAGCUCAAGAUUACAAUUGUCGCGAGUCGUACCCUGCUGCGACGAAUGGGAAGGGAAGCCAGUGCCCGAUCGCCUCGAGGGCCGCAGCAUGACGACAAGGCUACCCCAUGUCCAUCUCAAACUCUCUUUCCACGAUCAUUCUAGAACGCGACGUUUCAUACGGGCUGAACUAAGAGGCCCCCUUCGUGUCCUUCAAUUUGUCGAGGAGUUUCACCCAGCCCUCCUGACCGGGUGGGCGAAGUGCAUCCUCGCGUUUGAGAUCAUCUACUUCACCUCAGUCGCGCUGCCCAAGAUGGGAAUCGUCUGCCUGUACCUGCGCGUCUUCAACUGGAAGGGGGCUAUGCGAACCACGGCCUACGUGCUGCUGGUGACUCUGGCCGCGACGAGCUUCUCCUUCAUCAUCACUGCUUGCUUCCAGUGCCAGCCCAUUGAAUUCUGGUGGGACCGGACGAUUCCAGGCGGAAAGUGUGUCGACGUUCAGGCCUUCUUCCAUGCACAGAGCAUUCCGGGCUUCGUGCUGGACUUUUUCAUCAUGACUUUACCGCUCAAGACUAUUUGGGACCUGAAGCUGCCGACGCACAAGCGCGUUGCACUCAUCGGCAUCUUCAUGAUCGGCAGUUUCGGCAUUGUUGCCAGUAUCAUCAGGGCCGUCAUAUUCUUUAGCAACUCUGCCUUUUCGGACCGUACAUGGGCAUCCGUCGGUCUCGUCGGCUGGAGUAUCAUCGAAACAGGAACCUACAUCAUCGCCGCAUGCCUCCCCCACCUGCGACCAAUGAUCUCACACUACACACCGCCAUGGCUCAAGUCCAUGGUCCGCAAGACGAUAUCACAAGCCAGCAACUCCAUGUCCAAAGUGACCAACUCAAAGAACCACACACAACCGCGACGCGGCGAUGACGAGGUGGAGCUCACCGCACGAUCGAAGAAGCAGACGGUAGACACGGAAAGUGAUAUGGGCGGGGACGAGGAGCGUGGAUACGCCGGAGGGAUACGAUCGCCAGCAUCAGGCAUGACUGUCGAGGUGCGAAAGUCGGAUGAUUUGGUCGGCGGAGAAUGGGCCAGGCAGGGCCAGAUCCGAGUGACGACGGAAGUCAAGAUGGAGAGAGUGCGAACGUCGGCCUUCCUGAAGGGCCCAGACUCAUGA